UUCUUCUUGCUUUUUGUGUGCCAGGUUCACAGCGAGUUGGAAGGGGUGACGGAUAAACUUGGCCGCGAAGCCAGGUCCGGGAUUUUCAACGUGAAACGUCACCAGCCGCGUUCACCGAGAACACCAACAGCGGCUCCGAUCGGCUGGAACCUCGCGUUGUCUGUCAGACCGGAACCCUUGUACAACCCCAAUCGACGCGAUUACAGAGUUCUUUAUCCCACGAUGAUCGCUGAGCCCGAUCGUCGCGAAUUCGCGAAACCCGUCGCCAACCUGAUGGACACUGGCGUGUCCCCGUUUCCUUCAUCCUGUUUGAUAGCAACGCGUCCGCGGCGAUUGAAACAAGAGCGACACCUAGAUGCGAUAAAUUUAGAUGCUUGCGGAGAUUUUGAACACGACUUCGCGCCGUGUCUCUUGCCCACCGUGUCUGAGGUCGACGACUUGUUCGGCACUGGUAGUUUUGAUUCUGUUGUGCAGCAUCAUAGGCCUGGUCGCCGGCGGCAUCGGAACAAGCACGUGGUUGGAUCGUCGCCGAACAAGAGCGGGGAUCCGCAACAGUAUGAAGAAAUUCCGGACGACUUUAAGCCAGCUGAAAACGGCGAUAUUGGAGAGUCGACUAAAGUAAACGGGACCAAGUCACCGGAAAUCCAAUACGAUAUCCCUGUCGAGGCUACCAGAGAGGGACUUCCGCCAGGAGUUAUGUACCGCGUGAGGGCGACUUACAGGUACCAGAAAGAAGAUGUGGACGAGUUGUCGUUCGACGUGGGCGAGAUCAUUCAAGUUAUUGAAUUUGAUGAUACUGAGGACCAGGAAGAAGGUUGGUUGAUGGGAGUCAAGGAGAGCACUGGUGAGAAGGGCCUGUUCCCUGCCAACUUCACCCGUCCAAUUUAGUUGGCUGCGAAUGAAGCGGAAGCAAAACCUAUAACAUCCUCUUGUAAAUAUACUCCAUGAGAAGCCUGCCAUACCUUUGACAAGAAGCGAGAGAGAGAAAGAGGGAGAUGAAAAAAACUCGAGAGAGCAAAAUUUAUUGCGAAGAAUUGACGACCAAUUUUUGCUUCUUCCGCUCGCUCGUCAAACGCCGCUCUCCCGUUUGCGUUUUUUUUUUCGCGAGCAACCAGAACAUCAAUUCACUUGUUUUUUUCCUUCCUUCCUCGGAUUACGCGAAGGAGGAAAAGCCUGAUUGAAUACUCAAAAAAAAAACAAAAACAAAACACCAUUGUCUUCUCAUCGCCUCAGAUCAUGGGUUGUGAGAUGAAAGAAUGGGAUUUUUUGUUUUCUUUUAUUGUAGUCUACGUGGUGCUAAAUGACAAUCCAUGACUAUAUGCGAUGUGGGAGGAAAUUUUAGCUUGGAAGAAGAAAGAAAGGCUCGAAUGUAGUUGUAUUCAGUUCAACAAAAUUUCUGUUGGAACCUUUUUUCGAAAAAAAAAUGAGUCUUGGUAUAUCUUAUCUUGAGAGGCUUAAUGCUAAGUUUUUCUUUGUUUUUUUUUCUGCCUUGGAAUGUGUGCGUGCAAACGUGUCCAUCUUUCAUUUCACGCGUGUUUCACUGUUUGUUCCGGCCUAAUUUUUCUAUUUCGAGUCGUGCAAUAAUCGUGUAAAAAGGUUUCUGUGCCUCGGGAUUUUACGUUUGUCCUGGUAACAUGUAUAUGCGGAAAAUUUUAUUUCAUUUUUUUUUUCGUGCGAAUGGUUUGAACGGAUUUGUGGUUUUAGCAGGGAUUGUGAUUGUGAAUGAUUGUCCAACAAUAUGCUCAGCGAACAACCUGUGUUUGUAUUCGGGAUGCCUCAGCGUUUGUGCCGAAGCUUGUCCGACUUUUGUUCUUCCUAUCGUAUAUUUCGACAUUUUUUCGUGAUUUAAAAAAAGAAAGGAGUGUAAAUCCAAGAUGGAUGACGAAUUUGAAGAAUCGUUUUGGAGCAGCGACGAUAUCGGCAUUCUAUCAUAGUCCGACGCAUCAUAUACGUAAUUUAAUAUCCGACAGGAAACUUCAGGCUUUUCUUCGUUUGAACCUUAUUUUAAAUACUGGUAAUCUUUUACAGUACUAUUCUCGGUGUUCUUUCAGAAGAUAAUGGAUAAUUGCCUACGUGUUCAAUUAAUGUUUAAGCAUUGCAUUUUAUCGUGAACCAGAAAUUUUUUUGAAUUCCUAUGCUAGAAAGUAUUUUUCUUAACUUUGACUUUUGUUUUACUCAGCCUUCUUUCGAUCUAAAAAAAAUUUUUCAACUGUUGGUUGAAAAAUUAUGCUUGAACCAGCUUUUUAGCCGAAUAACUGUUCUUUAAUUUGCAAGUUCAGUGUAAGUGGUUCCCUGUAAGUGCCAGUGCACAGAAAUUUAAUUGCAGGUCUAUUGGAGUCCCUGUAUAUUUCUUUUUAAUUCUUGUAACGUUUGUUUAUUUCUUUAAUAUUCACAAAAGUGGCCUAAUGGGGCAUGAAAACUUACUUGAUUUACCUGAGUAACAUGCAUCCUGGAGUAAAAUGUGCACUUCCUAUCUUAAGCCAAAAUUGUGAUAAAAAAACCUGUCCUCAAGUUAAAUGUGCAGUCCAUUUUGUGAUUACUUAAAAAAUGAAUCUAUCGACAUUUGAACUGAUUCAAUUUUAUUCAGAUUUUUAAGUAUUGCUUCGACGAGUGACUCAGAUGUGAUGUCCACCAAAUGAUGAACACCAUCUUUAUUUCUAAUGAAAAUUUGUUUUUAAUUGUGCAAGGUAUGCAAGUAAAUAUUUCAAGUCGAGAACCUUUGUUCUAGGCUAUAAUUUUUGAAGUUUCUUCACUAGUUUAUUGCUUCCUGUUUCAUUUCUGCAGCUGGCUUGGUAAUGUACUGGACUAUGAAUGGAAUGUGAUGUCUUCUAUAGGCACUGCUUAAAUAGUUGGGCCUUUUUUUCUCUUCCUGAAAGGUUUGUCGAAGCCUGAGGCGAGUGUCGUUUUUUUUUUGCGGUUCAAAUCGUUUUGUAGAAUCCCCAGGAUUUAUUAUGCUUGACAGUGACAAUUUUCUUUUUUUUUUUUGUUGCGAGUAUCGGUAUUGGUGUGUGUUACCCUUCUCUGCCGUGUUGCGCUUGGGUUGUACUGUAAUUUUUGAGGCAGCGACGAGGCUGACAUAAGCUGGGGCGAAUUGGCUAUCAC
Notodromas monacha is the source of this 3102-nucleotide messenger RNA. The record is from the annotation of a GenBank genome assembly. Lineage: Eukaryota; Metazoa; Arthropoda; Ostracoda; Podocopida; Cyprididae.